AUGGAUGUUGGGUCAGUGGAAGGGUUGGCGUAUCAUCGGGCCUGGGACACUUUAUACUGGACCAGUUACACCACGUCCACCAUCACCCGUCACAGUGUGGACCAGAGCCGCUGGGGGGCUUUUGACCGGGACAUUGUAGUUACCAUGUCAGGAGAUGACCACCCACGGGCUUUCGUCCUGGAUGAAUGUCAGAGCUUGAUGUUUUGGACCAACUGGAAUGAGCAGUCGCCUAGUAUCAUGCGCGCUCAGCUGUCUGGAGCCAAUGUCCUGGUGAUCAUUGGCAGGGACAUCCGCACUCCCAAUGGACUCGCCAUCGACCAUCGUGCCGAGAAGCUCUAUUUCUCGGAUGCUACGCUUGAUAAGAUUGAGCGCUGCGAGUAUGAUGGCUCCCAUCGUUAUGUGGUCCUGAAGAAUGAGCCAGUGCAUCCUUUCGGUUUGACCGUGUACGGUGACCACAUCUUCUGGACAGACUGGGUGCGCAGAGCCGUCCUCAGAGCCGACAAAUAUGUUGGAGGAGACAUGAAGGUGUUAAGAGCUGAUAUCCCACAACAGCCAAUGGGGAUCGUCGCUGUGGCCAACGAUACGAAUAGCUCUCAGAACACGUCAUGCAGCAGUAUGGAUGACUUUGAGUGCGGGAAUGGAGACUGCAUCAAAUACACACUCACCUGUGAUGGCAUGGCCCACUGCAAAGACAAGUCAGAUGAGAAACAGUCCUACUGCAUUUAUGCACUUUUUGUUUGUGUUCCAGCAACCCUGUGCACAGCGGAUCAGUUUCAGUGCAGAGACGGAUCAUGUGUGUCAAACUCCAGUCGCUGUAACCAGGUGCUGGACUGUGAGGAUGCCAGUGAUGAAAUGAACUGCUUGGUCUCUGAUUGUUCCAGUUAUUUCCGUCUGGGUGUGAAAGGCUUCACCUAUCAGCGGUGUGAAUUCACUACGCUGUGUUACGCUCCAUCAUGGGUCUGUGAUGGCGCAAAUGACUGUGGAGACUAUUCAGAUGAGAGAAACUGCCCAGAUAAGAAAAAGAGAAAGUGCCCGUCAAACUUCUUUGCUUGUCCCAACGGUCGCUGUAUCCCUAUGAGCUGGACCUGUGAUAAGGAGAACGACUGUGAGAGCGGAGAUGACGAGGCGCACUGUGAUAAGUUCUGCUCAGCAACGCAGUUUGAGUGCGGGAAUCAUCGCUGUAUUUCCAGCAGCUGGGUGUGUGAUGGGGCGGACGACUGUGGAGAUGGAACAGAUGAGGACAGCAGAUGCAAGAAUAAAACGUGCAGUGCGGAUGCGUUCCACUGUCCGGAUUCACACAAGUGUGUCCCGCAGCGCUGGGUUUGUGAUGGAGACAGAGACUGUCCGGAUGGAGCUGACGAGAGCCUGAAGGCCGGCUGUGUGUUCAAUAACACGUGUAAGGCGGGAGAGUUCAUGUGCCAGAACAGACAGUGUAUCCCCAAACACUUUGUGUGUGACCACGACAGCGACUGCGGCGACGGCUCUGAUGAGUCUCUGGAGUGCGAGUAUCCUGCAUGUAAGGCCAAUGAGUUCCGCUGUGAUAACGGCCGCUGUCUGAUCCAGAAAUCCUGGCAGUGUGACGGAGAGUUUGACUGUCACGAUCACUCAGACGAAGCUCCCAAAAAUCCUCACUGCAACGGUCCUGAAAAGAAAUGUAAUGACACGGCGUAUGCAUGUGGGAAUGGUAAAUGCAUCAGUGAGACGUUACUGUGCAAUCACAAUGAUGACUGUGGCGACGGGACGGAUGAGCUGAACUGCUUCAUUAAUGAAUGUCUGAACAGUAAACUGAGUGGCUGCUCUCAGCUGUGUGAUGACCUGAAGAUCGGAUUCAAGUGCAGAUGCCGCCCUGGCUUUAGACUGAAGGAUGAUGGGAAGACCUGUGUAGAUGUGGAUGAGUGCUCCACCACUUAUCCCUGCACACAGCACUGCAUCAACACUCACGGCAGCUUCCGCUGUGUGUGUGUGGAUGGCUUCCAGCUCAGCCCCUCCGACCCCACUGUCUGCAAGUCCACCUCCGACGAGGAGCCGUUCCUUAUCUUCGCUAACCGGUAUUACUUGAGAAAGCUCAACUUGGACGGCUCAAACUACACACUUUUAAAGCAGGGUCUGAACAAUGCUGUUGCGUUGGACUUCGACUACAGGCAGCAGAUGAUCUAUUGGACAGAUGUGACGACUCAAGGCAGUAUGAUACGACGCAUGCACAUCAACGGCAGCGACGUUCAGGUUCUCCAUCGCACGUCUCUCAGCAACCCUGAUGGUCUGGCUGUCGAUUGGGUCGGGGGUAACCUGUAUUGGUGUGAUAAGGGGCGGGACACUAUUGAGGUGUCGAAGCUGAACGGAGCAUACAGGACAAUGCUGGUCAACACGGGACUGAGGGAACCCAGAGCCAUAGCUGUGGACGCCCGCAAUGGGUACCUGUACUGGUCUGACUGGGGUGAUAAUCCGCAUAUCGGCCGCAUUGGGAUGGAUGGCACCAACAGAAUUGUGAUCAUACAGGACAAGUUAACCUGGCCCAACGGUCUCACUCUGGACUUCAUCAAUGAUCGCAUCUACUGGGCAGACGCCAGAGAGGACUACAUUGAGUUUGCCAGCUUAGACGGAUCCAACAGACAUACAGUUUUGACUCAGGACAUCCCACACAUAUUCGCCAUGACUCUGUUUGAGGAGUACAUCUACUGGACAGACUGGGAGACCAAGUCCAUCAACAGAGCUCAUAAAACACUGGGCACCAACAAGACCUUGCUGAUCAGCACCUUACACAGGCCCAUGGACAUCCACAUCUACCACCCCUACAGACAGCCAGAGGUCACAAAUCACCCGUGUCAGACAGACAAUGGCGGCUGCAGUAACUUGUGUCUGCUCUCUCCGGGUGGAGGUUAUAAAUGUGCCUGUCCCACUAACUUCUACCUGGCCGCUGAUGGGAAACAGUGCAUGUCCAACUGCACCGCCAGCCAGUUUGUCUGCAAGAAUGACAAGUGUAUCCCGUUCUGGUGGAAGUGUGACACUGAGGACGACUGUGGCGACCGAUCCGACGAGCCUGCCGACUGCCCUGAGUUUAAAUGCAGACCAGGUCAGUUCCAGUGUGAUACUGGGAUCUGUACAAACCCAGCGUACAUCUGUGACGGAGACAACGACUGCCAGGAUAACUCUGAUGAGGCCAGCUGCGAUAUCCAUGUGUGUUUGCCCAGUCAGUUUAAAUGCACCAAUCCCAGUCGCUGUAUUCCCGGAAUAUUCCGCUGUAACGGCCAAGACAACUGCGGAGAAGGAGAGGAUGAAAAAGACUGCCCGGAGGUGACGUGUGCGCCUAACCAGUUCCAGUGCACUAUAACCAAACGGUGUAUCCCGCGCGUGUGGGUGUGUGAUCGUGAUAAUGACUGCGUCGAUGGAUCCGACGAACCCGCCAACUGCAAUGAGAGGACGUGUGAGCCGUAUCAGUUCCGCUGUAAAAACAACCGCUGUGUUCCCGGCCGCUGGCAGUGUGACUAUGACAACGACUGCGGGGAUAACUCGGACGAGGACAAGUGUGUGCCCAGGCAGUGCUCUGAGAGUGAGUUUGCCUGCACCAGCGGCCGCUGUAUUGCUGGCAGAUGGAAGUGUGAUGGAGAUCAUGACUGCACUGACGGAUCUGACGAGCAUGGCUGUGACGUGAAGUGUGAUAACGACCAGUUUCAGUGUAAGAACGGUCACUGCAUCCCAUUCCGCUGGAGGUGUGACGCUGAUGCCGACUGCAUGGAUGGCAGUGACGAGGAGAACUGCGCCAUUGGAGUGGGUCGAUUCUGCCCUCUGGAUGAGUUUCAGUGUAAUAACACUCUGUGUAAGCCGCUGGGCUGGAUGUGUGACGGCGAGGACGACUGUGGAGACAAUUCAGAUGAGAAAAUAAUGCGCAAUAAACAUGUCGAAACUCCUGCGCCUGCAGUCUGUGGGAAGAGUGAGUUUACAUGCAGCACUGGAAAGUGUAUAAGCAUUAACCUCCGCUGCAAUUUCUUCAAUGACUGUGAGGACUACGGCUCUGAUGAGAUCAGCUGCAACAAGAAAGAUUCGGGUCUAAAUGAAUGCCGUAACAACCGCAGUAUGUGUGGAGAUGAAGGUCACUGUGUGGUGAACAGAACCGACUUGUUCUGCUCCUGCAAACCCGGCUUCCAGAAAACACACCCGCAAACCUGCACAGAUGUGAACGAGUGCAAGCAGUUCGGGAUCUGUUCUCACAUCUGCAACAACACUAAAGGCUCCCACAAAUGCAGCUGCUCCAAGAACUUCAUCAAAGUGAACGACACCUGCAAGGCGGACAGCAGUGACAAACAGGCUCUGUACGUGGCAGAUGAUAAUGAAAUUCGCAGUUUGUAUCCUGGAAUGCAAAACUGGAUAUAUGAACAGGCCUUCCAAGGAGAUGCCAAUGUACGGAUCGAUGCCAUGGACCUGCACAUCAAAUCCAAACGGAUCUUCUGGACCAACUGGCACACUGGCAGAAUCUCCUCUUUCGAGCAGCCUUCUCCUGGACCCGCCUCGCCGAACUCAAACCGCAACCGAAGACAAACCGAUUCCAGAGUUACUGAUCUAGAGAUCCCUGGUCUGAAGAUGCCUCGUGGGAUUGCUGUGGACUGGGUGGCCAACAACAUCUACUGGACGGACUCGGGUCGUGAUGUCAUCGAAGUGGCUCAGAUGAACGGACGCAAUCGCAAGACGCUCAUCUCAGGCAUGAUUGACGAGCCCUACGCCAUCGUGGUGGACCCACCGAGAGGCAUCAUGUACUGGGCCGACUGGGGAAACCACCCUAAGAUCGAGACGGCCGCUAUGGACGGCACCAUGAGGGAGACGCUGGUGCAUGAAAACAUCCAGUGGCCCACAGGUCUAGCUGUGGAUUACUUCAAUGAGCGUCUGUACUGGGCUGAUGCCAAACUCUCUGUUAUCGGGAGCGUCAGACUGAACGGGACAGAUCCAGUCAUAGCUGUCUCCAGCGUUAAAAACAUUUAUCUGUUUCUUUGUCUUCCCUCAGCUCCGAGUGGCACCUGUAACCUGCUUUGUCUGAAUGGUGGAACUUGUGUCCUGAAUGCCAGAAAACAACCCAAGUGUCGCUGUCAGCCAAACUAUGGAGGAGAGAGAUGUGAGCUAAACCAGUGCAAAGAGUUCUGCCAGAACGGAGGAACGUGUACCGCAUCACCCACAGGAGCUCCGACUUGCCGUUGUCUGGCAGGCUUCACAGGACCCAACUGUAACCAGCGCACAUGCGAGAACUACUGUAAGAAUGGAGGAAACUGCACAGUUAAUCGUGGAAACCAGCCCACCUGCAGCUGCCCUGCAGACUUCCUGGGAGACCAAUGUCAAUAUCGGUCAUGUGAUGGAUUCUGUGACCAUGGAGGGACAUGUAUGCAGUCCAGCGAUGGGUCGAGACAAUGUCGCUGCCCUCCACGCUUCAUCGGCAACAACUGUGAAGUGGACAAGUGUCACUAUUGCCGUGAUGGCAAGUGUAUUCCCACCAACAUCUACCAGCCACAUGGAGACGUUACAUGCAGGUGUACCAGUGGCAGAAUCCAGCCAAGCUGUUAUACAUGUGAAGGGUACUGUGCUAAUGGGCAGUGCUCUCUUAGUGCCUCAAACCUCCCACAGUGCAAAUGUCCUCUUGGAUGGGAGGGUCAUCGCUGUGAGAAUCCUGCUCCCAUUGAAAAUGUUGAAUCCAGUGGCCGAACAGCUUCAAUAGUUAUUCCAUUGGUUUUACUGAUACUGCUGGUGUUGCUGAUUGGAGGAGCAGUAUUGUGGUACAGAAAAAGAAUGAGAGGAGCCAAAGGCUUUCAGCAUCAGAGAAUGACAAAUGGCGCUAUGAAUGUUGAGAUUGGGAACCCAGCCUAUAAAAUUUAUGAAGGAGAGCAAGAUGACGACGUUGGAGAAUUGUUGGAUGCUGACUUCACACUGGAUCCUGACAAACCGACCAACUUCACAAAUCCUGUGUAUGCUACUCUGUACAUGGGAGCUCACAACAGCCGCAACUCCCUGGCCAGUACAGAUGAGAAGAAGGAGCUGCUAUCACGGGGCGACGAGGAGCCCCUGGUGGACCCCCUGGCUUAGACUGUCCAUCAGUUUGGUCCAUACAUGGAAAAUACCAUUUGCCUUUUUGAGAAAAAGAAGAAGAAAACGAACAGAAAGAAAAUCAAUGAUUAAGUGUUAACACUGUAUAAAAUGUACAAAAUGAAGGACUACUUUUGUAUGUGAUUGCAGUAUUAUAUUUUGUUCUUUUACAAUUCCUC
Messenger RNA from Sinocyclocheilus grahami, 6239 nucleotides. Its product is annotated as low-density lipoprotein receptor-related protein 1-like. The record is from RefSeq and is a predicted model, not a curated record. Gene Ontology annotation, cellular component: plasma membrane; signaling receptor complex. The coding region runs from base 1 to 6060 and encodes 2019 amino acids. NCBI's taxonomy places the organism in Eukaryota, Metazoa, Chordata, Actinopteri, Cypriniformes, Cyprinidae. The transcript has 43 exons. Gene Ontology annotation, molecular function: protein binding; calcium ion binding; low-density lipoprotein particle receptor activity.